Molecule: messenger RNA, 424 nt
Organism: Epinephelus moara (kelp grouper)
Lineage: Eukaryota; Metazoa; Chordata; Actinopteri; Perciformes; Serranidae
Product: sulfotransferase 2B1-like
Exons: 3
Biological process (GO): sulfation
Cellular component (GO): cytoplasm
Molecular function (GO): sulfotransferase activity
Source: RefSeq, a predicted model, not a curated record
UGUGUCAUAACAUCAUUUCAGGUCAUCAAUGUGAUGAGAAACCCCAAAGAUGCUUUUACAUCGCUGUUUUAUUAUUCUGAGAUGGCCUCCCACUGGGUCAACCCAGGCUCACAGAGCGAGUUCCUCCACAAGUUCCUUGAUGGAAAAGUUGUGUACGGCUCAUGGUUUCAUCAUGUGAAGAGCUGGCUGAAUGCUGAAGAUAAAGAGCACAUCAUGUACAUCUCCUACGAAGAAAUGAUAAUGGACCUGAAGGACACUGUGGCCAGAAUCGCUCAGUUCUUGCAGAAAUCUCUGGACGCUGAGGUGAUAGAGAAGAUAGCAGACCGAUGUUUGUUCAAGAACAUGAAGAAGAACAACAUGUCAAACUACAAAUCUGUUCCUCGUGAACAGAUGGACCAGACAAAGUUUGAUUUUCUAAGGAAAG